AUGUCGAGGAGACUCACGCACGGCAUGGCAGAAACGCAGCCCACUCCUCCACGACUGUCGUCUAGCAUUGUCAUUGUUGAUGGAAACAACGAGAUAUUACUCGUCCAGAGGAACCCCAAGUCGCAGUCAUACGCUGGCACUCAUGUGUUCCCAGGUGGAAACUAUGAUCUAACACAGGACGAAUCCAUUCAGAUGACUGGAAUUCGGGAGGUCUUCGAGGAGACGGGCCUGCUCCUCGCCUCGCCGGCGCCGGGUCGAGCACUUCCAUCCGACAACGAGCUCGACGAGGCUCGAGAGGCCGUCCACGCGCAGAAACGCCUCUUUCGGGACUUCCUUGCGCAGUCUGGUUUCACUGCAGACUGCGAAGGUAUUCCUCCGAGUCUCAUUCAGAGCGACUCACCGCCAUUCUGA
This is a messenger RNA of Fibroporia radiculosa, 411 nucleotides long. RefSeq lists its product as uncharacterized. The coding region runs from base 1 to 411 and encodes 136 amino acids. Gene Ontology annotation, molecular function: hydrolase activity, acting on acid anhydrides, in phosphorus-containing anhydrides. Gene Ontology annotation, cellular component: mitochondrion. The record is from RefSeq and is a predicted model, not a curated record. The transcript is spliced from 3 exons. NCBI's taxonomy places the organism in Eukaryota, Fungi, Basidiomycota, Agaricomycetes, Polyporales, Fibroporiaceae.